AUGCCUGUGCUGGCGCAGCACCCUUCGCUGCCGCUCUCACUCGACGCACUAGUCGGACCCGCGCUACGCGUCACGCUCGACGUCGUCCUAACCCGCUGUGACCGGACGCCGCUUGCGCCUCUGAUGCGAGCGCUCCCGGCUCUUCUUGACGGGUUUCGGGUGGCGCGGCCGGGAGGCUUCGGCGCGGCGCGACUGCGGCUGUUCGUGUACGAGCGCUGCGCUGCCGGAGAGGCCUCGCCUCCGCCGCUCGACGUGCGCGACAGACUGUUUGAGGUGCGGCGGCGCCGCAUGCCCGCGCAGACCGGCACCGGCGGUGGGCGGGGCAGCAGAGGGCGGAUGUGGGGCGCCCUGCGGGGUCACGCUGCGGCUGCUUCAGGCGAAGGCGGAGCCGGCUUCACGCCCGCGCCGCUGACGCUCGUGCUCAGCCGGCGCGGCGCGGCGCUGCUCGACCCGCCGGCCGCGGCGUCGGCCGGCGCUGCAGCUGCGGGUUUGCGGCGGAGCGGCGGAGCGACGGAGCUGGGUGGUAUCGAAGGCGUCAUGAGAGCGCUGCGGAAGAGGUACGAUGCGUCGCCUCGGGCGGACCCAUGGACGGCACACGACAGCGUGGCGGCGAGCACCGUGCAAGCGGUGGUGGACGCGCUGGCCGCAGCCUCGGCCGACGGCACAGCGGCGGGCGAGGCUGCGGCGGCGGGCGAGGGCGCGGCGGGAGCGGCGGCAGCGGCGUACCGGGAGGUUCGCGGAUGCGGCACCAACGCGACCGUCGGUUGGGUUGUGCCCGCGGCGUCACUCCUCUCAUUCCGGUCCACCACAGCCCGCGAGGUGCCGCCGCUCCCAGCGCAGAGCUGUCGCGAAACGCUUUCGCCGCCGCCGCCGCGCCUGCCCGCUGCCCCAGCAACGGAUGUGCGGGGCGAAGGCGGCCGCGCUGCCGCCGCCGCUGGUGGUGGUGGUGGCGAUGGCGGUGGGGAGUACGGCAUCGACGUGGCGACGUGGCCUGGAAACGCGUCGCGGCCGGGCUUCUGCGCAGUGACAAACGACGGCGUCGAGGGGUCGUGCGCGCGUGGCGGGUCAGGCUCGUGGAGCACUCAGGCGCACCAUGUCCUCUCCUUCGCCGACUGCGCCGCGCGCUGCCGCCUCUGCGCCUCGUGCCGGUUCGUCACCUACUCCCCGACGGAGGACGACUGCUCCUGGUACAGCCGCUGCGACCUCCGCCGCCUCGGCCAGGCGCCCGGCUUCCACUCUCUCGAGGUGCGGCCCUCCGGCCCAAAGGGCGCCCUGAGUGGAGCUGCUUCUUGGGCGGCGGACGCGGAGGAGGCGUACCGCCGCCGCUUUGCGUUGGACCGUGCUUGGCAUUGCCGCAUGCUGCGCGGCUCUUUGCUGCAGCUCGUUUGGGCGGUCGGCCAGCUGCUGCUCGGAGCGACCAGCACCAGUGGUGGUGGCAGCGGCAAUGGUGUUGGCAGCAGCGGCAAUGGUGUUGGCAGCAGCGGCACUGGUGGCAGCGGCAACGGCAGUGCUCGUGGCGGUGGCGAGGGUGGUGGUGGUGGCGGCAGCGCCAGUGGUGGCGAUGGCAGCGUCGGCCCCUUCCGUGCUGUGUCGCCGGUGCCGUUUGGCUGCGUCGAGCCCGACUUUGUCCUGAACAAUCGGCGACUGCUCCCGUCGCGGCGGGAGAUUGCCGCUUGCGGUCGGCUCACCAGCCGCAGCCGCCGCGCCAGCUUGCAGUCGCACCUUCGCUCGCUGGCCGCUGGCGCAGAGGCGGAGCGGUGCCGUGCGGGGACGACCGUGCAGCGCGAGUUGCACCUCUCUGGCUUCUCAUCGAUGCUCGGGUCGCUGCUCAAGCCAUGGACGAUCGCGAUCCGGCUCGGGCUCGCGCUGCAGACGCCAAAGGCCCCCGGAGUCCUCUCACCAGAUCGCUGCAGGGGGCGGUCGCGCCUCGACCUCGGGUGCUUCUUCCGGCCGCUCGGCCCCACAUGCGAGGCGACGGCCGCCGGCGCCGCGGCACCGGCGAUCGGGCUCAACCUCGCCCAGCUUCGGCGCGAGUCGCUCGCGACGCACGGCGGCGACGCGAUCCCGAGGCCGUGGCGGCACUUGGGCGCCUUCUGGCGGGCGUCGCACUUGCUCGAGGCGUGGGCGUCGCACUUGCUAGAGGGGUGGGCGUCGCACUUGCUCGAGGAGCUGACGCGUCCCGCGCAGAGCCUCGAGGAGCGCGUCGACGCUGCGGCGCGCGAGAGCGGGCUGGCGGCGGCGCUGGAGGCGAGAAGGGCGGCGGCGGGCGAGACGGUGAUUGGCGUCCUGGCCGGCCUGGUCGAGACGCUGCUGCUCGCGCGCUGCAGCGCGCUGGUGGGCAAAUUCUCGUCAGGGCUCUUUCGGCUCGCAUACGCGCUCUCCGCCGCGCACAAAGGCGGGCUCCCGCCCUACCUCUCGCUCGACGCGCCGUGGUGCGUCGACUACGGGUUGCCGGCCGUCUUCAACGACGAGUUCCCGUCGCGAGGACCCGACGCCGACGCCGACGGGGGCGGCCACGGCGGCGGAGCGGCCACGGAGCAGGUUGUCGUCACCACGGCACAGGCGCCCGGCGGCCGGGGAGGCCGAGGCGGCGAGGCGCGUGGCGUGGUGAGGAGGCCGUUUUUGAACGUCUGCCCCUGCUGA
Messenger RNA from Emiliania huxleyi CCMP1516, 2643 nucleotides. RefSeq lists its product as hypothetical. The transcript has 5 exons. Lineage: Eukaryota; Haptophyta; Isochrysidales; Noelaerhabdaceae. Bases 1 to 2643 code for a protein of 880 amino acids. The record is from RefSeq and is a predicted model, not a curated record.